This is a messenger RNA of Saccharomycodes ludwigii, 2493 nucleotides long. It is a transcript of the gene NAB3, whose product is annotated as Nab3p. Bases 1 to 2493 code for a protein of 830 amino acids. The record is from RefSeq and is a predicted model, not a curated record. The transcript has a single exon. Gene Ontology annotation, molecular function: RNA binding. Lineage: Eukaryota; Fungi; Ascomycota; Saccharomycetes; Saccharomycodales; Saccharomycodaceae.
AUGAGUGCUGAAGAACAAGAAGUUUCAAAUACUAAUAGCGAUAGCAUUGAUAAUAGUAACGUCGAUGAACAAAGUGGUGAAGGCGAAGAAGAAGAUCAACAAAUUGAUUAUUCUGUUUCAGAGCAGGAAGAUAAUGAUGAUGAUGACGCUCAGGAACUAGAUCAAGAAAAAGAGGACGAAUUAGAAAGAGAAAGAGAUGCGGAAGAAGAAGAACAAGAUGAAGAUGAAGAUGAAGAUGAAGAAAAAGAAGCCGAAAAGAGUGAAGAUGAAAUAGAAGCUGAAGAAGCUCAAGAAUUUAACCCAGACGAGGCUGAUGAUGAUGAGAAGAAACAGGAGGAGGAAGCUGAAAGAGAUGAGAACAGUUAUAAGGGGGAAGAAGAUGAUGAGGGAAAAGAUACGAAUAGUGAUAAUGAAGAAGAAGCAGAAGAAGAGGGUGGCGUUAAUGAGAAAGAAGAAAAAGAGGAGGAGGAGGAUGAAGAAGAGGAAGAAGGAGAAGAGGAAGAGGAAGAGGAAGGAGAAGAGGAAGAGGAAGGAGAAGAGGAAGGAGAAAAAGAAGAUAAUGAUUUAAGUUCUAUUCCUACUGACAAAGUAGAUUUUGACUUGCUAGAAAAACAAGCUAAGUUAGUCAAUGAAAGUGGGUUGUUAAACAGUGAAUCAUUUAAAACAAUGUCUAAUAAUCAAAAAAUUUACGCUAUUUUAGAAGUUAUCAACUCAAGCGAAACCACUGCUAUGCCAUACGUUGGUAUUCCGGAUAAAUUCAAUAAUAAAUAUGUUAAUUCCUACAACAAUGAAAAUGAAGGUGGCAAUCAUUUUUCUUCCAAUAAUCAUAAUAAAUCUACGCAACAUCGGGAUAAUGAUGAAGAAGAACCUAAAUCCGAAGAGGUUCUAGCAGCAGAAGCCAGAAGAUUAGCGCCACGUCCAGUUAUGUCUGGCCCAUUUUCAACUGAGGAAGAAGCCCGCUAUGAAGAAUAUUUGCGUGGCGAAAAUAGAGUUACUGAAAUUCAAUAUUUUCCUCCUAAAUCUAGAUUAUUUAUUGGUAAUUUACCUUUGAAGAAUGUGACCAAGGAAGAUUUGUUCAGAAUAUUUUCCCCAUACGGACAUAUUUUACAAAUCAAUAUCAAAAACGCAUUUGGUUUUAUUCAAUAUGAUAAUGCCCAAUCUGUUACUGAUGCCAUUCUGUGCGAAUCCAGGGAAUAUAAUUUUGGCAAAAAGUUGAUUUUAGAGGUUAGUAGUUCUGCUGCUAGACCUCAAUUCGAUCACGGGGACCAUGGUACCAACAGCAGCUCCACUUAUAUUUCAUCUACAAAGAGAAAUUUCAAUAGGAUGUCUGGUGGGAUGGAAGAUGGUGGUACCAACUCUAUUCCUAAUGAAAUGGAUUCCUUCGAUGGUGGUAACAACAAAAGAUUAAAGAAGAAUGGUCCUGUUCCUCAAUGUCAGGUCUAUGUCAAAAGAACUGCAGAUCGUACUUUUGCUAAUGAAGUUUUUAAUAGGUUAAGAUAUAGUACUGGUUUGAAUGUUGAUAUGGUAUUUUUAAAACCACGCAUGGAAUUAAGAAAAAUGAUUAAUGAUGAUGCUUAUAAAGGAGUUUGGGGUGCAGUUUUAGUAAACAAGACAAAUAAUGUAGACGUGCAAACUUUUUAUAAGGGCGUGCAAGGGGAAAUCAAAUUCGAUGAGUAUAUCAGUGUUUCCGUUGAUAAUGCGAUUUCUAUAUUUACUGAUUUGAAAAUGAAAAAGGAAGGCAUGGCCAAUACAUCUGGUGGGUAUGGUAAUGGUAGUGUACCAGGUGGCAUGGGCUUAUCUCCUUCUUUAGCUCCAGGCCAACAAUUUUAUGGAGGCGCACCACCAGUGGUUCCAAAUGUUGGGGGUGUUUCUGGAUAUAUGGGUAGUCCUCCGCCUCAAAGGGUUCCUCAGCCAGGUUAUAUGUAUAAUAAUGCUGGUGCACCCACCCCCGCUACUGGCGGUAUGUACCCUCAACAGGCUUACCCUAGUUCCAAUGUGGGGUUCCUGCCUCAACAGCAACAUCAACCACCGCUUAACAGCCCCAAUCCUGCUGCUGCUGUCCAACAACAAUUGUUAUCUACUCUACAAAAUUUGCCUCCAAAUGUUUUAUCUGGAUUAUUAUCUGCUGCCCAACAACAGCAACCGUUGCAACAGAAUGCAAGCAAUCCAUCUCGUAAACAACAAAUAGUGAGUUUAUUACAAAACCAGCAGCCAAUGCAACAAAAUGCAGAUAAUUUAUCUGAGCAGCAACAAUUAAUGAACUUAUUGCAACAGCAGCAGCAGCAGCAACAACAACAACAAACGCAACAGUCUUCGUAUAGUGGUGUGCCGGUUAGUAGUUAUCAACAACAUCCACAACAAUACCCUACACAACAGCAACAGCAACACCCAUCUAUGUCACCACCAAAUGCUCCAACGGAGCAACAACCACCGCAACAAGCUGCUAGUAAUGUUCAGAGUUUGUUAGAUUCCUUGGCUAAAUUACAAAAAUAA